AUGGGUCUUGAUUUUUCUACUGGGAAUCGUUUGCUCGAUGCGGUCCCAUGCACGGGUAUAGUCGUGAGAGUAAAAGGUGCUGCUCGUGCAAAGCCAUGCAGGCCAAGUGUUCUCAUGAGCUUGGAGCUCGAAGCUGAUCCGCAGGUCGACGUCUGAGCAUCGGACAGGUUGCACUGAAUCCAAUCGAAGCCAUCGACCAGUUGUCGUCGCGGACCCGAGACACAAUGUUUGCAACUUUGCACCAAAUGAGCACUCCGAACCUUUGUCCUCGAAGCGUCUCGCUCGUGUCUCUCCCCAGUCUCACCGUUGUCUUCUGAAGCUCGACUGACCUCCUCCUAUUCCGACGUUGGCCGACCAGAAGCAGCAGCAGCAGCCGUUUAUGGCUUCAUCUCACCAGCCCAAAACCGUAUCAUGGAACACGCCGACUUUAAGUGAGGACGAUCCGAUGCCGAGUACACCGGAUGCUCAUGCUUCUGAGAUACCCUCCACAACCGGGCUCUGUGCUCGGGAAGUCACGGCCAAUGCAAACAGCCAGGCCGCUAAGAACAUUGCAGAAGUCAAGCACACAGUUGACGAGUUGAUGGGUUCGCAGAGGAUGGGGUCGAAGGCCGUAGAUCCUUCAAAGCCCAGAAGAUUCGUAAGCUUGUAACGAUCCAAACAUGGUAUCAUAAUCUUGAAACUAGUUUCUCCUUUGCUCAAGCUUCAUCAUCGUCUCCUGCUCAAGUGUUUAUUCAGGUAGAGGUCAUCUGUGUAAAGACGAAGAUCGGCAAGACAACUUUGCUUCACAGAAGAUAGUGAAUUUUCAACCUAUAGUCCACACACGAUUGCCACGUACAGCACCAAUCAGCUCUUCAAAUUUUCAUCUGUUCUCCUCGAAUUUAUCAUGAAGUCUUCUGGGAAUGAUGCGGAGAGCUUCCUUUCCUGGAGGAACUUGGCCCCGUUACUCUGCUUACCGAGUUACUGUCGAGCACUUGCUUUUCUUCAAGGGUCCUUCUCAGAGCUUUUCAAGCUUUCAAUGCAACAGUUUUUCUUAAAGCCUCCUUUGUAAUGUAUAUGGUUAGUUCGGCAAUUGGACAACGGAAUUGAGCUGUCGGUGAUGCAGUGGGGUUCAUUGUGCUACUGUACCGGUUAUGAGACAAAUGAACUAAUCUGUUCAGCUCGAGAGCAGCUCUUCGUUGCCAUGUACUUCCAAGAAUGUCCGUUGUAAAGUCUAUCAUUGUCAAGCAAAUAAAAUUGUGCAAAUUUUCCA
Messenger RNA from Marchantia polymorpha subsp. ruderalis, 1249 nucleotides. Lineage: Eukaryota; Viridiplantae; Streptophyta; Marchantiopsida; Marchantiales; Marchantiaceae. The record is from the annotation of a GenBank genome assembly.